AUGUCGGAGUCCGGUACCACCGCCACCAGUGACAAAGCGCUCCGGCUCCAGGAGCGAGUCCUGGCCGGGGUGCGCUGGGGUCGCCUCCUCGAGCCCCUGGGCUUCAUCAAGGUGCUGGAAUGGCUCUUUGCCAUCUUCGCCUUCGGGGCCUGCGGCUCCUUCAGCGGCGAGACCGGAGCGACGGUGAAGUGUGAAGGUGACACCAAAGAGAUGAGUGCCAUCUCCGUGGAGUUCGGGUACCCCUUCAGGUUAUAUCAGAUCCCCUUCACCAUGCCAGACUGCGAGGGGGAGUCGCAGACCCUGCACCUCGUGGGGGAUUUCUCUGCUCCUGCUGAGUUUUUCGUGACCCUGGGGGUCUUCUCCUUCCUCUACACCAUGGUGGCCCUGGUGCUCUACCUGCGCUUUCAUUCCCUCUACAGCGAGAACAAGAAGCUGCCCUUCGCGGAUUUCUGUGUCACCCUCUGCUUCGCUUUCUUCUGGCUGGUGGCGGCGGCGGCGUGGGGCAAGGGGCUGAGCGACGUCAAGGCAGCCACACGGCCCUCCAGCCUGCUGGCGGCCAUGGCGGUGUGCCACGGCCCCGACGUCACCUGCAACGCGGGCACCACCCCCGCCAUGGGGCUGGCCAACAUCUCCGUGCUCUUUGGCUUCAUCAACUUCCUGCUGUGGGCCGGGAACUGCUGGUUCGUGCUGCAGGAGACCCAGUGGCGGGCACAGGCGGCACCCCAGGACCCCAGCGUUGCCGAGCAGGGUGCCAUCGACAAGCAGUAGCACCCAUGGGUGCCACUCAUCCCCCAGGAGCCCAGCACCGCUGAGCAGGGUGCCAUCAACAAGCAGUGGCACCUCUGGGUGCCAUCUGUCACCCGAGACCUUGGCGAGCAGAGGGCCAUCGACAAGCAGCAGCACCGAUGGGUGCCACCUGUCCCCUGCAACCCCGCUGAGCAGGGUGCCAUUGACGAGCAGUAGCACCCAUGGGUGCCCCUCAUCCCCUACAGUAACACCCAUGGGUGCCCCAUCCCCUCAAUCAGCACCCAUGGGUGCCCCCCUCCCCUGAAUAAGCACCCAUGGGUGCCCCUUAUCCCCUGCAGUAGCACCCAUGGGUGCCACUUACCCCCUACAGUAACACCCACGGGUGCCCCCAUCCCCAGUAGUAGCACCCAUGGGUGCCCCCAUCCCCUCAAUCAGCACCCAUGGGUGCCCCCUAUCCCCUGCAGUAGCACCCAUGGGUGCCACCUGUCCCCCAGGACCUCGCGCCGGCCGCCAGCAGGGGGCAGGGUGCGGCUGGCCCCAGGGGCUGUGGGUGCUAUAGGGGGGGACAUGGCACCCCAUAACUGGGCUGUCUAUAGGGGUCUGUGUACCCCAGGGUACCCCACGCUGUAUAGUGGGGGGGGCUCUGUGUGGGGCAUAUAAAGU
This is a messenger RNA of Indicator indicator, 1410 nucleotides long. RefSeq names its product synaptophysin like 2 (gene SYPL2). Bases 1 to 768 code for a protein of 255 amino acids. Lineage: Eukaryota; Metazoa; Chordata; Aves; Piciformes; Indicatoridae. Gene Ontology annotation, cellular component: synaptic vesicle; synaptic vesicle membrane. The transcript has 6 exons. The record is from RefSeq and is a predicted model, not a curated record.